GGUCCGUCUCGGCGGUAGCGGCGGAAGUCUCGCGAGGGAGCGUAGCCGGGAUUUGGCGGCUGGCUGCCUCCCUCUCGCUGGCUGCGAGGAGCUGCCUGGUGUUUGUGUGGAAGGGGGAGGAGAAGAAGGAAGGGAAGCGAGAGGAGCCCGAGCCCCGUCUCCUGCCCGCCGAGGGGAGCGGACCGGACCCUCUGCCCGCUCGUCCCCUCCCUCGCCCCGCCAUGGCCUCGGGAGACACCCUGUACAUCGCCACGGACGGCUCGGAGAUGCCGGCCGAGAUCGUGGAGCUGCACGAGAUCGAGGUGGAGACCAUCCCGGUGGAGACCAUCGAGACGACCGUGGUGGGCGGCGAGGAGGACGAGGACGAGGAGGAUGAGGAUGAAUGCUGCGAGGAGUGCGGCCCGCACCACCCGCCCCAUCACUAUCACCACCACCACCAGCCCAUGAUCGCGCUGCAGCCGCUCGUCUCGGACGGAGACCCCAGCGGAGCAGGCGGCGGCGCGGGGGGCGGCGGCGGGGGGCAGCUCCACCUGCACCAUCACCAGGAGGUGAUCCUGGUGCAGACCCGUGAGGAGGUGGUAGGGGGAGACGACUCGGACGGGCUGCGGGCCGACGACGGUUUCGAGGACCAGAUCCUCAUCCCGGUGCCGGCCCCCGCCGGGGAGGACGAGUAUAUCGAGCAGACCCUGGUCACCGUGGCCGCCGCCGGUAGCAAGAGUGGUGGGGGUGGCGGCUCGUCCUCGUCCGGAGGCCGCGUCAAGAAGGGCGGCAGCGGAAAGAAGAGCAGCAAGAAGAGUUACCUGAGCGGGGGAGGCGGCGGUGGGGCCGAAGGCGGCGGAGGCAGGAAAUGGGAGCAGAAGCAGGUGCAGAUCAAGACCCUGGAGGGGGAGUUCUCGGUCACCAUGUGGGCCUCGGAUGAUAAAAAAGACAUUGACCAUGAAACAGUGGUGGAAGAACAGAUCAUUGGCGAGAACUCUCCACCUGAUUACUCAGAGUACAUGACAGGAAAGAAACUUCCUCCUGGAGGGAUACCUGGCAUUGACCUUUCAGACCCCAAGCAGCUAGCUGAAUUUGCUAGAAUGAAGCCACGAAAAAUUAAAGAAGAUGAUGCUCCAAGAACGAUAGCAUGUCCUCACAAAGGCUGCACAAAAAUGUUCAGGGACAACUCUGCUAUGAGGAAGCAUCUUCACACUCAUGGUCCUCGAGUACACGUAUGUGCAGAAUGCGGCAAGGCCUUUGUGGAGAGUUCCAAGCUAAAGCGACAUCAGCUAGUUCAUACUGGAGAGAAGCCCUUUCAGUGCACGUUUGAAGGAUGUGGAAAGCGAUUUUCACUGGACUUCAAUUUACGCACACAUGUGCGAAUUCACACUGGCGACAGGCCCUAUGUGUGCCCGUUCGACGGCUGUAAUAAGAAGUUCGCUCAAUCAACUAACCUGAAAUCUCACAUCUUAACACAUGCUAAGGCCAAAAACAACCAGUGAAAGUAAGCGAGAAGAAAGCUCUUGAACUCUCAAAGCAUCUUACAGGAGUAUGGGAAUAAAUAUGCCUCCCCUUUGUAUAUUGUUUCUAGGAAAGAAUUUUAAAAAAAGAACCCUACCCACCUAAAGGACAUGUUUUGAUAAAGUAGUUAAUAAAUAAAUAAAAACUUUAAGAUGACGUUGCUAAGAUGCUCUACCUUGCUCUGUAAUCCAGUUUCAAGAACACGGUGUUUUGUAAAGUGUGCUCCCAACAGGAGGGGACAAUUGAUGAACUUGCAUCAAAAAGACAAUUCUUUAUACAACAGUGCUAAAAUUGGACUUCUUUUCACAUUCUUAUAAAUAUGAAGCUCACCUGUUGCUUACAAUUUUUUUAAUUUUGUAUUUUCCAAGUGUGCAUAUUGUACACUUUUUGGGGAUAUGCUUAGUAAUGCUAUGUGUGAUUUUUCUGGAGGUUGAUAACUUUGCUUGCAGUAGAUUUUCUUUAAAAGAAUGGGCAGUUACAUGCAUACUUCAAAAGUAUUUUCCUGUAAAGAAAAAAGUUAUAUAGGUUUUGUUUGCUAUCUUAAUUUUGGUUGUAUUCUUUGAUGUUAACACAUUUUUGUAUAAUUGUAUCGUAUAGCUGUAAUGAAAUCAUGUAGUAUCAAUAUUAGAUGUGAUUUAAUAGUGUUAAUCAAUUUAAACCCAUUUUAGUCACUUUUUUUGGAAAAAUACUGCCAGAUGCUGAUGUUCAGUGUAAUUUCUCUUUGCCUGUUCAGUUACGGAAAGUGGUGCUCAGUUGUAGAAUGUAUUGUACAGGCACUGACCUUUUAUUAACACCUGAUAAUAUGUACAUCCCAUGUAAUAGAAAGGACAACAAUAAAACAGUGGUCCUAAAGAAAGAGUAUGGCAGAAGAUGAUCUGUAAGCACAGUCUAUUUUCUUUUUUUUGUCCAGAAUAAUUAUAGUUCUUGAACCUCCCAGAAAUUGGAAGCUUUAAUAAAACUCAAGUUUCCUUUACUUUGCAUUCAAUUAAAUGAUUUUUGAUUAAGUAAUACAUCUGUGGCAAAACAUAAUAUACCGAAGGUGGUAAUUUUAGUCAGAAUUGGUGACAGUAAUCUUGGGUUUGGGAGUGACUUGGACUCCUAUUAACUGGAAUAAUGGAGUUGGAAACAGUAUUUUCAGCACCCACAGCCAGCUAAUCAGUGGAACAACACAGUGUCUAAAUUAAUUGUGCUUCUCUCCUUAAUCAGGGUAAGGAGUGGGUGGAGUGGAGGUGUAUGAGUGCCUGCUUCUUUAUUUAGUCACAGUAAGGUGGGUGAGUAGGGUCAAUGGUGACACCAAAAUAUUGAGCAAACCCUUUGUUUGAUUGGGCUAACCUUCAGUUUUGGACUAGGUGCAGUAUCUGGGAUCCAUGCUUGGAGCAAGGAACAAAGACCAUGAAAAUUUCCAAUAAGUUUUAACGUACACAACAUUCUCUUGAUGGUCUAAUCAGAAGUGAUUUCUAACACUUUUUGUUACGAACGUUGAGUAAUAAAUCUGUGUGUACUGUAGUUAACAGUGAAAGUGACAAACACAAGAAUAUGCACAAAAAAUGCAUAGGUAUUGUUUUAAAAGAAUGGCCAAAAAAAGGCUUAACGUUGUUCUAAACAGUGUCUGAUAGUAAAAUGUUUGUAGACAUCAA
This is a messenger RNA of Gopherus flavomarginatus (Mexican gopher tortoise), 3137 nucleotides long. RefSeq names its product YY1 transcription factor (gene YY1). Gene Ontology annotation, molecular function: DNA-binding transcription factor activity, RNA polymerase II-specific; RNA polymerase II cis-regulatory region sequence-specific DNA binding. The record is from RefSeq and is a predicted model, not a curated record. The transcript is spliced from 5 exons. Gene Ontology annotation, biological process: regulation of transcription by RNA polymerase II. Gene Ontology annotation, cellular component: PcG protein complex; transcription regulator complex. NCBI's taxonomy places the organism in Eukaryota, Metazoa, Chordata, Testudines, Testudinidae. The coding region runs from base 222 to 1481 and encodes 419 amino acids.